GCGACGCCUGUCUAUUGUCCUACCUUUGUUGUUUGCGGUUGCUGUCACGUGACCACUAUCGUGUAAACAAAAGCGUCAAAGCCGGUUGGGCGCAAUGAGAGCCGCCACUUUUCACGAAACUGUGGACGUUUCAGUUAUGCCUGUGACCUCACUUGAGCUCUGUUCCCUCGGGAGAGUGUCAUACACUGCAACAGUGUCCUACGACGGACUGGGGGAAAAAACCAACAAAAUGCGGAGUCUCCAACGUGUGCUGUGGAGGAUAUUUUAUUUUCUUCUUCUGGUAUCGACGGUCAGUUUAUGGGGCAAAUGGGUGUUUGCAAGACUGGGAAAGCCGGGAAUCUACACCCUCGUGCUGAAUGGGAGCAGCUCGCUGAUGGAUGUAACAGCCAGACUGUCUUCUGGCUGCACCGUGAACUGCACUGCACCGCCAAGUCGACCACUGGACUGCAAGAGCAAGCAGCACCCGACAAACAUCGUGUUCCUGAAGAUCCACAAGUCGGGCAGUACGACGGUGGCAAACAUCCUGGCCCGAUACGCUUUGACCCAUGACCUCAACGUGGCUCUCCCCAACAAGCCAAUCAACGCGAUCCGCAGCAAUUAUUUUGAGGCCGGCAGCUUCCGGGAGGACCAGGUGCAACCAAUCGCAGUUGGUCAGCAGUACCACGUGCUGUUCAAUCACAUGAUCUUCAACAGCACGGCUCUCAAGCACCUCAUGCCUCCAGACACCUUUUACUUGACCAUCAUGCGUGAGCCGACGAAGCGGUUCGAGUCAGCUGUGCAUUACUACAACAUCCUCAGCCUUCCUAAAGUAGUGGAAACCUUAAACUCAUUAAUAAAGAAACAAAUGUUUGCAGACAUCCUAGGAAAACCAUCUGCGCUGGCACACAACGGCCUGGAUACUUUCGAUGCAAAAUGCAAUGAAACAGAUAAAAUAAAUAAUCCAAUACGUUGUCUCACUUCUACCAAACCCUCGCCCGGGAAAAACUACACCAAAGGAGAAGAUAUUUUUACAGGUAAAACCAGUUUACCUUCGCACUUACAAAAACUUGAAGAUACGAAGAAUUCGGGCAAUAAAUUUGACAAAAGUUUGCUGCGUGUGUUAGCGACGAGAUUACUUGACUUGCCGAUGUCAGGUACCAGCUCAGGUCCUCACACCAAGAUCGCGCUAAGACCGAGGGUUUCCGCCGAGUUUGUGUCAAAAGCAGAAGACGACACCAGCUCAGCGCGAUCUAAGACGGAUCCCAGAGUGAUGCAGAUGCUGCAGCAGCUGAUGAACGAUGCCGCCAGGUCACUGAGACAGCAGCAGCAACAUAAUAACGGUUCCUUGUCUGCGCUGCUUCGGAAAGACAUCAGGGAAUCGCUGCAGGUUCCGGAGAUCUACAACUCCAUCGCCUUCAACUCUGGCCUGCCGCUGAAUCGGCAAAAGGACGAGAAGGCGGUGACCGAGCACAUCGCCAAGCUGGACCACGAGUUCCACCUGGUGAUGAUCAUGGAGCGUUUCGACGAGUCCCUCAUCCUCCUCAAGCGCAAAGCCUGCCUGGAGCUGAGAGACAUCGUUUACUUCAAGCUGAACGCGGUGGUCAAAGGUCGAGGCCACCGCCUGACGGACGACGACCGAAAGGUUCUCCGCGGCUGGCAGAUGGCCGAUCAUGUGAUUUAUGAAUUUUUCCUAAUAAAGUUCCAAUCGGAAGUGGAGGCAAUGGGGGAAGAUUUUGGUCGAGAAGUUCUGCACUUCCAAGGGAUCUUGAAGAGGCUUCGGAAUUUCUGUGAUACCUUAGCCAAGUUUGUCGACGUGCUGGUGGUGAAGGCGUCUGUCUGGAACGAGGAAUUCACGCUGGGCGCGCGUGACUGCGACAUGAUGAAGCUCGACGAGAUGAUCUUUCAGGCCAUGCUUAGCGUGCGGGCUGCCCAAAGAUUAGACCUUGCCACUACCAGCAGCAGUUUAAAUAAAGUCACUUAG
Messenger RNA from Pomacea canaliculata, 1960 nucleotides. RefSeq lists its product as uncharacterized. Lineage: Eukaryota; Metazoa; Mollusca; Gastropoda; Architaenioglossa; Ampullariidae. Gene Ontology annotation, biological process: glycolipid biosynthetic process. The coding region runs from base 95 to 1960 and encodes 621 amino acids. Gene Ontology annotation, cellular component: membrane. The transcript has 4 exons. The record is from RefSeq and is a predicted model, not a curated record. Gene Ontology annotation, molecular function: galactosylceramide sulfotransferase activity.